AUGGACAGUAACCACGCUGUUUACAAGCACUUCUUAGUGCCCCCCGGCGACGAUGUCGACCACGCCACCAAGGUUUGCAAAUACUGCAAGUUCAAGUUCGCGGGCGGAAUGUACCGCGCUGCGCAGCACAUCACCAGCUGGGCCAAGAUGAGGCGCCGUGAGGUGCAUCUGUGCUCCAAAUCUCCCAAGGAGGCCAAGGACGGCGUGAAGGCGAUUUACGAGAAGAAGAACAAGGCGCGGGAGAAUAAGCGCACCGCGGAGGUUUCGGCAAUCUCGGCGGUCAAUGGCGAGAAGAAGUCUCGCAUGACAGACUUCUACGGCGACGACGCCGCCUGCGCGAAGAUGUCCGCCGACGAGGCGGUGUGUCUUCUCUUCGCCGGUCUGCGCCUGCCGGAACAUCACGCCGACCAUCCCCUCUGGCGCAAUGCAGUCGCGUGCAUUGCGCGGGCGGGAGCUGGAUACACCCCGCCGAAGCGUCGCGUCGUCGGUGGUGCCGGUCUCCAGAAGUGCCGCGAGCGCAUUGAAGUGGCGCUUGCUCCAGUCGCGGCGAGCUGGCGUCGUGAUGGCGUUACGAUAGCGAGCGAUAUGAUGACGGACGGCAGCGGCCGUCCUCAGGCGAACGUCGGGGCCGACAACAUCGUGGCCUUUUGCAUGGAUGGCGGCUCCAACUACGCCGCCGCGUGCCGUGCCCUCAUCGCGGAAUACCCGCACAUCGAGCAGGUUCCAUGUGCGACCCAUGUCCUCGACCUUAUGAUGGAGGACAUUGGGAAGAUGUCGUGGGCGAGGGAGAUUGUUUCCCGGGCGGCGGAGAUCAUCAAUUUUGUGCGGAACCAUCACUUCACGCGCGGUUACCUGCGCAGCCCUCAAGUCAACGGCGGGAAGGGGAAGCAGGUCUUGAAGCCCGCGGGGACGCGCUUCGGCACGCAGUUCAUCGCGGUCUCCCGCCUGUGUGAAGUGCGCCUCUCCCUCCUGCAGAUGGUUCUGAGUGAGGAGUGGCGUGGCUGGGCAACUGGCGCAAGGAAAGUGAGCGCGGAAGCCUUCCGCGUGCAAGUGAUGGAUGAGCCGUGGUGGAAGCUCGCGGAGUUCUUCACGGCCGUCAUGAAGGUCCCCUUCGUCAUGAUGCGCGCGACGGAUGCAACGGCCAAGGGCAUGAUGGGCCGCAUCUAUGACAACAUGCUCGAGCUCACCGAGAACCUGCAGGAUCUCCUCGACGAGCAGGCGGACGGGUUCCUGACGAGGGGGGAGGUGGGGGACAUCACGCGCAUCGUGAAGAAGCGGUGGGAUGAGACUCUCGCGUGCCCCAUGCACGUCGUUGGCAGGAUCCUGAAUCCUGUCAACCAGGAAGAAGGGAUCUUCAGGAGCGACAUUGAGUGCACGCGCGUCCUGAAGACCUACAUCACGACCCAGUACGACCACCUCACCAUCACUCGGAAGGACGGCGUGGAGCGCCGAGCUUCCGUGGUGCUGCAGGAGGGGCUUUCCGCGUUCAUGACCCUGCAGGGAAGCUUUGGCCUGCCGCAGGCCAUUGCUGAACGUGCGGCAGUGAAGGAGGGGACGCAGAGCGCCGUUGAGUGGUGGAAUUGGAACGGCACUGACUUUCCCGAGCUCGCGACGCUUGCUUGUCGUGUGCUCUCGCAGCCAGUUUCAGCGGCUGCAUGCGAGAGAAACUGGGCUGUGUGGGACGCAGUCCACACGGCAAGGCGCAACCGCCUAGGCUCCCAGAAGUGCAGGGACCUAGUCUAUGUUGCGCACAACUGGCAAGUCACGGGGAACAUGGAGGACCCUCCCACUCCUGAAGGCUACACAGUGGAGGAGGAGGGUGAGGAUGCGGAGGAGGGGGAGGAUGCUAUUCUUGAGGACGAGUCAGGCCUGAGUGAGUUCGUGCCCACCCGUGGCCUGAGUGAGUUCGUGUCCUCCCGUCUCAACCCCUCAUUGCCCUCAUCACCGGCGCUAUCACCCCAGGACGCAGCAUCAGCGCACGCCAUUCUCCUCGCCGCCCUGCCCCAGGGUCUCUCGCAUGCCAAGGACGCAGCAGCAGCGCACGCCAUUCUCCUCGCCGCCCUGCCUCUCUGCCUCUCGCAUGCCAAGCUCAGCACGGCCAGAGUAGGCGGGGGAAUGGCAAGCGAGCAGCAGGAGGAGGAGGAAGAGGAGGAGGAUGAGGCAGAGGCAGCAGCAGAGGACUACCGGGAGCAGCUGGAGGAGACGUUGGUGGACGUGAUGAGAGCAGUGGGGGCGGCGAACUACCUUUCAUGUGCCGUACCGGUCCUGCUAGCCUCUCCCAACCCUCAACCGCACCAACUGCUUGCCGACCCUCCAGGGCUGGAGCUCCAGCUCUUCGCCUCCCAGGCUGUUGGCCAGGUGGCGGAUUCUGAUAGGCCAGAAGACGUGGCAUGGGCUUGUCAGGUGCUCACACCAGUGGCUGCCGUUGCAGCUGCUGUUGCCACAGCUCCCCAGCCUUCCAUUCCUCCCCGGAUACAGCCAUGGGUGCACCGGGCAGUGGCAGCCAAUGUGUCGGCAUACCUCUCCUUCCUCCCUCGCGUACCGGCCAUCAUCCCUGCCUUGCUUCAAUCGCUCUCUCAGGGCCUGCUGCCUCCCACAUCGCAGCACGCAGGCACGGCAGGGGCCACACCCACACCUGCCAGGGGCAGCAGGAGGAGCGGCAGCAGCGGCAGCAGAUCGAGCGAGCAGGCCACGUCUGCGUGUGCUGCUGCCCUCUGCGCCCUGUGUGAAGCACACAAUUCCGAUGGCUCACCACCUGCUGCUGCAUCAGCGUCGCCGAAUGAAGGCUUGGCGGCACAGCUGGUGGCUGUGGGGGAGACCCUACACCUGGCGCGGCUACAGCCGAAGCAGGAGGCUGACGUCAUCACAGCAGUAGCCUCCGCCGUCUCCUCCUUGCCACCGUCCCACCUGCUGCUGGCACUGCAGCGGCUGCUGCACCCCGUGCUUGCAGCCCUGCAUACAUUCUCGGUAGGCAGGCUCACCAUUCUGUUGGAGCACAUUCACCUAUCAUCACUCAAGGCUCACUCCAAAACACCAUACACUCUUUUCAUUCUUCCCGGAAUUUCUCCGCCCAGGCUCACCAUUCUCUUGGAGCAUACCCACCUACCAUCACCCGAGGUUCAGAGGCAGGACCCUCACCUGCCACAGUACCUGCAGCAGCUGCCCCCCUCGCUACAGUCACACCAAAUGCAAUCACCAGAUCUGCAAUCGCUACAAUCAGGGGAGACACGUGGGGGAAUCCAAUCUUUCCUGCUGUCUGCGUGCUGGCCGCACCUGCAAUUCCUCCUCGCCCUCCCCUCCUCCUCCUUCUCCUCCUCAUCUUCCUCUGCACUCGACCGUGAUGCCCUCACCACGGCGGUGGCUGCUGCUGCCCGCUGCCUUGCUCCACUCGCCAUGCUCUCAGCUCCAACCUUCCUCCACCGGCAUCCACCCCGGCCUCGCCUCUCUCGAAUCCCCUGCAUGUUCCGUGCCAUGUCUCGCCAAUCUACCACCUCUGCACCUUCCUCCCUUGUUCAAACCGUGAUUAACUCCUUCCCUUCCCCACUACAUCCCAUCCCACCAGGCCCAUCCUUCCUCCCCUGCACCGACUCAGCCCUCUCCUCACUCCAAUCCGCCUUCUCUGCAUCCGGCCCACCACCCGCCCCCCUCUCCCUCUCCGCCUGCCCGCCCAUCCUCCGAGCCUCCGAGACCCUCCUCUCCUUGCAACCGCAACCGCCCGCCACCGCGGAUCAGCUCCAGCUCAGCACGGCCCGUGCCACGUCAGCGCUGAUGUGCUUCGUGUCAGCGCCUGCCAGCGUGGCCCUCAAAGCCCCCAAAGGCGCAGAGCAGCACCCGGAGCUGCACUUUGCAACGUUUCUGCUCGGCCUCGUGCCCCCUGCUCACCUGGCGUCAGGCCCCUCUUCACCCGUGCUCCCACCACUCUCCUACCUCCUGCAAAUAUCAGCACGGGGUUGCACUGCAGCACACAGGGGGGUAUCCGCCUCCUCUUUCGCCUUCAUCUCAGCAGCACACUGGGGGGUGUUUGCGUCCUCCUUCGCCUUCCUAGCAGGUCAGCCACACGCCUCUCUUGCUCCCCGACAGGAGCAGCGCAAGGGGGUCUCCUCCUCCUCCAUUGAACCUCCUCUUGCGGCGGUUGUAGGGGGUGCUCAAAGCGGUGCUGUAAGGGAGUUUUUGAGACACAUUGUGACAUCCCCUCAUUGUCACAAUCACUGUUGUGCUCACCUCCCCCUCCAAUCACUACCACCCUGCCUCCUGUCUGCACCAGCCCUGAUGACAGCAGGGACACAGCAGGCCAACGUUCUCUCGUUACAGUCACACUCGCAGCCACAGGCACGGCAGGGGGUGCCUCCCCUGGUGCAGCUGUGCACGGCACAUGGCGCUCUGCUCUCCCACACGCUCGUUGCUGCCCUGCUGGGGCCUAGCGCUGUUUCACGGGUGCACAAGUGUGUGAGCAUGCUGCAGCAGCUCUUUCACGUGUGCUGCUGUGCAGCUCGAGCUUCCCUUCAUGCACAGGGAAGCACGCCUGGCUCUCCUUUCCAUGAACUGGCUUCCUUAGAGCAGGAGAGGCAGAGGCAAUCCCUCCUUGCGGCUCACAUCCUUAAUCCCUCCUUUACAUCCCUCCUUGGGCCACUCCGCACCUGUUCCCCCACACCAAUCUUACAUCCCCCUCGCCUCUCCCAGCUACCAGCCCUGCCGCCUGGCUUCCUGAGAGCACGAGAGGCGGAGGCGACCCUCCGUGCGUGGCUCACAUUCUCAAACCCUCUUCCAUUUCCCGCAUUGCCCCGUGCCACGCCUCGCCUGAUCCCACUGGCAAUCUUCCAGCUCUCCUCCCUGCCGCCCGGCUUCUUGAGAGCAGGGGAGGCAGAAUCGGUCCUCCCUGCGUGGCUCACUCAGCUUGCCUCUGCUCCUCCGCCUCUCACCGGUUCGCCAUCUGAGGUUGAGUGGGGCAACACCCGCAUGCUGAGGCGGCUGCUGCGGAGCUUUGCGGAUUCGCACAGGCACACAGCUGUCGGCGCAUAA
Messenger RNA from Closterium sp. Naga37s-1, 5019 nucleotides. NCBI's taxonomy places the organism in Eukaryota, Viridiplantae, Streptophyta, Zygnematophyceae, Desmidiales, Closteriaceae. The record is from the annotation of a GenBank genome assembly.